AUGGUACGCAAGCGUACUACUGCUCCUGCAUCGGAGGGCCCUAGCAAGAAGGCCCAAACGGAUCCCAGCGCUGCUUCGGAUGACGCAGCAAAUCGGCUGCUACAGAGCAACCAAUUCUCGGUGCUCGGAGUAGAAAAUGGCGGUGGUGUAAUUGUUGUAAUUGCGAAAAAGGAGCGGAUUCCCCCGCUGUUUACCCCGAUGAAGGACGUCGCCCAGCUUAGGGAUGAGCUGGCAAAACGCAAAUUGUUCCCGCGAUUCAUAAUCUGUAGCGUUGGAACAAAGAUCAUGUGCUCCAGCCUACAGCAGUACAAGUCGGUCGGUGACCUGCUGAAGAACAGCACAGUGGAGUUUUACACUCACGAUUUGCCUUCGAUGAAACCAUUGAAGGUUGUUUUACGAGGUCUGCCGUCGCACGAAGCGGCUACCGUAAAAGAUGAGCUGGUGAGGCUCGGAUUGACACCAGAGGCAGUCCACCCAAUGAAUCGACGGCCUAUGCCCAAUACCAACUAUCGUGACCAACUGUUUCUGGUCCACCUCACGAAGGGCUCCACCACCCUUGCUGCGCUCAAGAGCAACAUACGUGACCUGUUUCAGGUCAUUAUCGACUGGGAAUACUACAAGCCGCAACACCGUGAUGUGACCCAAUGCACAAGUUGCCUCUCCUUCGGUCAUGGCACGAAGAACUGUCAUAUGAAACCACGCUACGACAAGUGUGCUAUGGCCCACUCGACGGCGACCUGUGCUCAAGCUGAUGACACCGACCCGAAGUGCGUGAGUUGCGGCGGAACUCACCGUGCCACUACUCGGGACUGUCCCAAGCGAACGGAAUUCAUCACCAUGAGGAAGAAGGUGGCUACUAGCAACCAGCCAGGCCGGCAUCGAAAUAAACGUCCACCACCAGCCAUCACGGACGAACAAUACCCGGAAAUCCAUCCUCGUCGUCUGGUCCCAAAUCUUCCACCGCUACCUCUCAACAACAGUCAACGAGCCACCCCCUCAGCUCAGCAUCGCUUCACUGCUGCUACAGCUCUGCCAAAUCAAGCUUCUGCCUCGGCGCCUGGACUAUCGUAUGCCCGUGUUGCCUCAGGUGACUCAGUUGACGAAUCUCCGUUAACAUCAGAGGAACUAGUAACGCUGGUUGCAGAGGUGAUCGUCAUUCUGUGCACCUGCAAGACUCGAUCUGAACAGCUUCAUGCUGCCUUGGCACUCGUCACCAAGUAUGGACCGUGA
Molecule: messenger RNA, 1230 nt
Organism: Ochlerotatus camptorhynchus
Lineage: Eukaryota; Metazoa; Arthropoda; Insecta; Diptera; Culicidae
Exons: 1
Coding region: 1-1230 (409 amino acids)
Source: RefSeq, a predicted model, not a curated record